AUGUAUUCUCAUCGAAAGAUUGAAAAAUGGUUUUCUACUAUGUAGAAGUGUUGUAGCACUUCUAGGUCGUCGACGAACAGUUGCAGUGACGUCGCACUUUGGCUAACAUUGAAUGAAUUGGCCACUUGCACUUGUGUUCGACCAGCCCGAUGCAUCCAUGCAGUGGCGUCGUGAUCGGAUGAAACUUUUCUUGGCAUGAAAAAUAUUCGAAUUUUAAUUGCGUAGAACCGGUUAAUCUUGUUGAAAACGAAAGAAUGAACGGAAAAAUCAUUAAAAUGUGUAUUUCUAACACACAUGUACAAAAAAUUAGAAUGAAAAGACGUUUCUGUUAUCGUUAUAAGUUAUAACACCAGUAUCCUUUACUUUCAAGGAGCAGUUUAUUUCAUUUAAAUAUUUCUGAGGGCAGGUUCUAAGAAAAGAGCGUUUUACAAGGUGAUACGCUCGGCUAGGCUUUGUAUGAAAUAAAAUCACGAUCUAACAAUUCGAAAAACGUCUACUGGUAAUAUGAUUGCUAUCUACACCUGCCUGGGAAAAGAUUCAGUGGAAAUGAUGGGGAAAAAUUCAUAAAACUUUGUCUGAAACAGUAUAAGAGCCUAUUUACAUGUGGUGACCCAAAAAUUUAGUAACCUAAUUUUGCGAUAGUAUGAAACGCAGAAUCAGACAGUAUUUAGGGUCGGAACCAAUCGGUGCAUUUUUUUACUCUAUUGCCAACCCCACUACUAUAUACCUACUCGCCAUUUGAGUGAAAUGGAAAACAUUUUAUUAAUCUUGAAUAAUUUAUAUUGUCUAAAGGCGAUAAAUUCUUCUACUCUCCUAGUGAAAUGACCUCUAUAUCGGCAAUCGUGGUAUAAUUACGCAACAGUGGUUUUAGAGCGUCGGCGUCUGGCAAGGGUUGGACGUCGCGUCGGCGUAAUCCUUGCAACCCCCCUAUCGCACACAUUAGACCAACUCGGGGUGUGUACUACAGCAUACAUUUUCCGAUUCUAAACUGCCACGCUUUCCUUUUAAUUAUAUUAGAAAAGGUACACGAAACCGGCUUGAGGCACCUAAAUCCACAAAAAUGAUAAAAAGCCUAACGGUGCGUGAUAGGUGAAACAGUGCAUUGGACUGCUUAUGGUACCUACACAUUUCAAUUGAUUUAUCAAAAUUUGAGCAUUAGGGACAUGGUGAGUGAUAAUCGUGUUCCCAAAAGGAUUUUGGCCAGAAUCUACGUGGCUAUCAUAUUAUACCUCCACGUAUUGCCGUUUUCAUUAGCUCAGGAUGAGGAUAUACCCCACAAUGAUGUAAAAAAUUGGGCGUUAAAAUUCGGUGUAGAUUUAUGGCAUAUUGGAAAAUCAUGUACCAGAAUGAACGAGUUACAAAGGAAAUAUCAUGACGUCGAUAAAGAUGUAGCUAGGAAAGAUGGAUUACUUCUUAUUAGGGAAAUGGCAGCAGAAGUUAAAAAUAUGAUGGAUUUCAAAAUGAGUGCGGUGAUGCGAAUCAUGGACUCGGCUGAACAAGCGGCUCUAACACCUCAAGCCGACAAUGGACAGGCCUUCAAAUACUAUAAUGCUCAAAGGUUGAACGUUUUCGCUCCAGAUGGAAGGCCAGCUGAAGGUACUAGAGAGAUGAUUUUGACACCAAAUCCACAUUUCGACCAUUUACCGGUAAACACAAGUCUGAGCACAAUACUUCUACCUCCAGGGGUCGAAGAAGAAGACUCCGAAGUGCUUAAUGCUAUACAGUGGUCCGAGCAUUUAGAUCCGCUAUUUGUUAACAAUUACGAAGGGGAUCCAUCGCUCUCCUGGCAAUUUUUCGGGAGCGCAACUGGAUUCUUACGUCGUUAUCCAGGUAUAGCCUGGCCACCAGAAGACAUAUCCACCAUCUGGGAUCGCCCAAGAAACGAAAGAAAUAUAUACGAUUUUCGUUCUUCUGCUUGGUACAUAAACGCAGCCACUUCGCCUAAGGACAUUGUUAUAUUAGUGGACAGCUCAGCCUCCAUGAAUAAGGAAAAGGCCAAUCUGGCCAGAUCCACUGUGGAGAGCAUCUUGGAUACACUUUCCGACAACGAUUUUGUCAAUCUAUAUAAAUUCUCGGCAACGACUGAGGAGAGUGUACCUUGUACCAAAGACCUACUCGUUCAGGCUAAUUAUGAGAAUGUUCAAAUGUUGAAAGAUUCUCUUUCUUCCUUCGAAUAUGAGAAUAUAGCAAAUUUCACAUCCGCCCUCAUCACUGGGUUCGAGAUACUUCACAAGUACAACAGAACUGGUCAGGGUUCGCAAUGCAAUCAGGCGAUAAUGUUGAUCACCGAUGGACCACCUUCUAGUUACAAGGAAAUCUUCAAACAGUACAAUUUUCCUCAUAGACCAGUGAGAAUCUUCACAUAUCUUAUAGGGAAAGACGCGAGUAAUUCCGAUGAGAUGCAUUGGAUGGCUUGUUCCAAUAAAGGAUUCUUCACCAGAAUAAAACAUAUCAACGAAAUUAAAAAUAAAGUCCUACAUUAUACCGAAGUUAUGGCUCGUCCAAUGGUCAUGUAUCAAAAUGAUCAUCCCAUACAGUGGACGUCUGCCUAUGUUGGUGGCAAGGCCGAUAGUUUUGAUCGUACAAAGCAAGGACAACUUAUGACAACUGUAACAACACCAGUUUUCGAUCGCAGAAACCACACUGUCCGGGUAGCUAAUGUUCUUGGAGUUGUUGGUACAGAUGUUUCAAUAGAGCAAAUCAAGAAACUGAUACCAGCUUAUAAACUUGGGGUGAACGGUUAUUCCUUUAUGGUUAAUAAUAACGGUCACGUCUUAUAUCACCCAGAUUUGAGACCAUUGAUCAAUAAUGAUUUGUAUCAGGACACGCUAAGACCGCAAUAUGUUUCUGUUGAUUUGACAGAAGUUGAGUUGGUAGAAAACGAAAACGGACCCCGUGAAAAUCACUCUGUUUUGCUAGAUUUAAGGCAUGAUAUGAUCGAACAGAAAGAGGGAGAAACUGAAAUUGGCGUUAAAGUCCAUUACGACAAUAUGAGACGGGUGGCAACUCGAAGAUAUAAGUAUUUUUAUAAGCCAAUAGAGGGAACACCGUAUUCCCUUGGUCUGGCGAUACCAGAAGGUUAUGGUAUGCUGGAGUUACUAGCAGAACAGGAAAUCAAACAUAGUCAGAAGAAUGUCACUGAUUACUUCAAAGGAAAUAACUGGAGAGUGCAUCCAGACUGGGUAUACUGUGAAUAUACAAAUGGUGAAUCUGGAGAGCAGUGGUUCAGAACCGCUGAAGAGAGAGUGCUUCAUUUUUUGUCACGAAGUAGACGUCCUGGGUGGAAAUGGAUGUCCGUGAGACCUAGAUCGCCUUUACAGAGAGAGCAUCAUUAUACUUUGACGAAGCACGACAGAGAUGCUUAUUUUUGUGAUAAAACUCUAUUGCAAUCACUCGUUUUGGACGCAAAAGUAACGGAGGAAAUCAUGCAAAAAAGAAAUUCACAUUCAAGAGAAACUGAUAACCAUGGUGGAUACAAGAUUUUCGGAUUGACGUUAUCUUUUGUCGCAACACGAAGUGGACUCCUGAGAUGGACUGAUCAUGAUGGAAAACCGGAGUUCACCACUCAGCCGCAUUUUAGUGAAAAUAACGUUCGUGCUAUGGACGAGACUUGGUAUAAGAGAGCAGUGGACCAACAUUCGAUAGAACCUGAAAGUUUCGUAUAUUCCGUACCAUUUGACGUUGGGGCUUCGGGAACGCCAAUGAUAACAGCAACGCAUGCUGUGUUCGUCGAACAUAAAGGGCAUAAAGCACCAGCUGCAGUUGUUGGUGUCCAAUAUCUUCAUUCAACACUUGCCAGACACUUCAUCAAUAUAACAUCAACGUGUUCUGGAAAUUCUUGCAAUAAAACAUGUACAAGCGACAAAUUGGACUGUUACAUUCUGGACAAUAACGGCUUCAUAAUUAUAUCUGAGAACGCAGAGCAUACGGGAAGAUUCUUCGGCCAAAUUGACGGCACAAUAAUGGAUUCGCUGGUGCAAGACAGGAUUUAUAAAAAAAUUCCCGUCUACGACUACCAGGGAGUUUGUUCUAACAGUAGAGGCUAUUUCAGUGCAGAUUCCUCGACUUUGAAGCCUUUCAAAUCGUUCAGCAUCGUGUACAACCUGAUUCUCAGGAUGGUCUUGCUUUGUUUCCUCAAUUUGGGAAAAGCUUACGGAGCUGCCAUAUCUUAUUCAGGAGAUGAUUUGAUGAAUAUUUAUUCGGAAUAUGAUUAUCCAACUGGGGAAGAAGGAAUGGAGGACCACGUGCCUAUAGCAGUCCCUCCAGCCGCGUCUAAUCCAACAUCUUUUACACCUCCCUUCGAGUCAGAUCCUUUAGAUGGAGUCGAAAUGGCACAGUUUGGUAUAAGACCGUGCGACAAGAAAGUUGAUCUCUAUAUACUUCAACCAGAAAGAUUAACUUUUAGCGGACAGAGUAGUCCUCUCAAGGGAAAAUUGACCAAUUGUCACGUGACCGGUUGUGAAAGGCCUUUCAGCGUGCAAAAAAUUCCACAUAGUAAUUUGAUUUUAUUGGUGGUUGAUACGACAUGUCCAUGUGGCAGUAAGCAACUUAGUAUACUACCACAAGAAGUUUUAUAUGAUUCGGGCAAUGGGGGAUGCGUUCAUAAGCAGAAGGAUAGUUUGCCCAGAAAGAGGCCUACAAAAUGCAUCAACUAUCAUCCCGAGGAAAUAGAAAUUCAUAUCUGCGGAUCAUCGGUAUCAACACACGCAUCAUAUUUUUUCGUUGUAAACCUUAUCGUUUUGCUGAGAUUAUUUUCAUCGUGAUUAGUCACAGGGAGGAUAUGGUGUAUAUAAAUUUUUUAAUGAGUUCUAAGUAACGUAAGAGUAAAACAAAAGCAUAUUCAGGAAAUUCUAUAACAAUUGCUCAUUUUUUUUAAAGAUAAAAAAGCUCAAAUAUAUAAAAGCUAAUCAAACUCCGCUUCGAAGGUUUUAGGUUCUAGAAGUUAUUUGUGUAGUUGUAAAUAUCUCAAUUGUCGUAGAUUGACUUUCAUUUGGAAUUGCGAAUUGUAAAAAAAUAUGACAAUAAUAGUUAUCUGAUUCCUCCAAAUUGUGGAAAUAUAUAACCUUCAUUCUUUUUGCGUGCUGAAAUUUUGAUGUUUUACUGUAUAUACAUGAAAGGAAGAAUGAAAGAGAUUUUAAAAUAAGUUAGAUAGUCAAGUACAUAUUGGUAAUAUUCAAACAUAUCCUAACCGCCAUAUCACAAAGAUUUUUUUAUAAUUUCCAGGAAAUACAUCGAAUUCAGUUUGAAGUAAAUCCAAUCAAAAAGUUGUUAGUAGGUAUCCCAUGCGAGUUCUAGUUAUUUCAGAUUGGAACUUGAAGUGUAUUAUAUGAAUUCGAAUUUUUCCUUAUAGCAAAUUUUCUCAUGCGUAGUUAUAUCGAUAUGCAUGUUAUUAGAUGAACUCAAAGUCAUUCUAUUCUCCAUUUUUUGAGCGGAAUACUCGGCAUGUAUACAUAUUUUUGUAUCUAGGAAAUAUGUAAUUAUAAUAUAAUUUUUUUUAUGAAAUCAGAUAUUUCCAGGACAACAUACGGAAAUCUCCACGUGUUUAAUUGUCAUAACCAUGAAGGUUAUACAUGAUUUUUUAUAUCAUAGCAUACAAAACUUAGUAGAAUUGUAGUUAUUUAUAACGCAAUGCUCAAAUCCAUCAAAUGGAUUUUAAUUUUUCGAGAUAAAUAUAAUUGAAAGUAUUAAUGAAGUAUCAUCUUCUGUUUUCUCAAAACUACCAGGGGGAGGUAUGCCAAACCGAAAUUUUGGGAAAGAUCUUGUUUCAAUUGGCUUCUGAAAAUUUUGAAUUAAAUAAUAAUACUAUGAAAUAAUUAAGAUAUUUUUGUGAUGGAAUCAAUCGAGAGAUCAUCUUUUUCCAUGAAUACCGAGAUAUAGAAUGGAAUGAAAUCAAUUUCAUACGAUGAGCACAUUCCUUAAAUUGUUGAUGUUAUUUUCAUUUUUAUGAUUAUAUUUGAGCCAUAAACGUUUGAAACUUUUUUUUCAGCAUAAUUUCCCCAAUUGUACACACAGCCAUAUAAAUUCUAUAGCUGUUGAAUCGGUAAUAGAAAAAAUUGCACUAAUUGAAUGUAUAAGCGAACAAAACUAGAUAAUACGAAACGUGAAUAGUAAAAUUGAAUAGUACUUUCGAUGUUAUCUAGGACAUAAUACCAAAUGACACAUUUUGGAAAUAACAGAAAGUAUUAUGUAGCAUAGGCGCUUUUUCAUCUCUUUUUUCGUUAAUGAUUAUCAACCAUAAUAUGCGAAAUUAAAGAUCAAAAAAUGAUGAGGAUUUACAACACUUGAGCAAUAUACAUCUUUUUCAACUGUUUUAAUCUGAAGAAGGGUGUGCUUGUUACAUAUAUAUGUAUCUAUAUAUAUAUUUAAAGGCUGAAACUCCUGUUGUUAUCUCGAGAACUUUCACAUCAUAUCUCAUACUGAGUGUACAGAUUCAUCAUGUAAUGCAUUUAGGAAGUGGCAAAGAACUUGAGAUGAGGAGCAUGGAUUUCCGUGAUUAUUUUAAAGUGGAAUGAACGUUGAAGUACUUGCGAAGCUUUUCUCAUUUAACUCUUUUGAAUUUUUUUGCAUCAUAUAUUUAAAGAAGUGAAUUUUUCGCUUGAUUUAAACGGAAAUGAUAGAAUCGAAUGAAAAUAAUUCAAGAGAUUAUCUUGAAUCAUUCAAAUCAGAGUGUAUUUGUUAUUUGUUUCUCUGAUUGAAGUGAAAACUAAUUCUUGUUAACUUUGUUGCAAGGAACUUUUUAUUAAAUUUAAAUAAUUGGGUACAUGUAAGUUAACAAAGUCUUCCAUUUAGAACAAAUAAUUAACUUUAAGAUGAUUAUAACCUCCGCGAAUUCGUGAAGGAAAUUGGGAAUCUCUAAUAGAGGCAAUUAAAAAGAUGAGAAACUUUUCUGGAUGAGGGUUAUGAAAGAAUUUGAAAUUUUUACUUAGUGUUUUGGGAAUGAACAAAGAUAUAUGUGGAAAAACUCGUAGAUGAGAUUCUCAAUUUUCUUUUUCUUAUUAGGAAUUAUAUAUCCAAUAUCUAUGUAAAUAAGAUAAAGUGUAGGUAUAAUAAUAUUCAAUAAUAUAUAGUAACACUCAGUUAUGUAUUAUUUGUCGGAUGUUGAUUGUCUUAUAUUUAAAUGUACUCUGAAUUUUCCCCAUCUUAAAUAAAAAUUGCAUAGUUUUAAUAAUACCAAUAUCUCUAAGAAAUUAACUUCUUGUGUUAACUCGAUUGUUCUUUCUCCCUGACUCAUUAGUCUCAACGAUUUUCACGGGG
Molecule: messenger RNA, 7254 nt
Organism: Coccinella septempunctata (seven-spotted ladybird)
Lineage: Eukaryota; Metazoa; Arthropoda; Insecta; Coleoptera; Coccinellidae
Gene: stol
Product: voltage-dependent calcium channel subunit alpha-2/delta-3
Exons: 25
Coding region: 1164-4763 (1199 amino acids)
Cellular component (GO): voltage-gated calcium channel complex
Molecular function (GO): voltage-gated calcium channel activity
Source: RefSeq, a predicted model, not a curated record